Messenger RNA from Coregonus sp. 'balchen', 2485 nucleotides. The record is from the annotation of a GenBank genome assembly. Lineage: Eukaryota; Metazoa; Chordata; Actinopteri; Salmoniformes; Salmonidae.
GCAAUAUGAAGGCACUCUUGAAUUCUGUUUUAGAAGGACGAGUUUCGGGUCCUUCGAUCUUUCUUUCCACCGUACCCGCCAUCUUGCGAACUACCGGGGGUAAGAUGUGCUCCGUUUUUAAAGACCGUAAAAGCAUAAAAUAUAGUUUUAAAUGCAUGUAAAUACAUUGAUAUGUGUGUUAAAGCAUACUCUACAUUUGAGGCCAGAAAUAAUCCGUGAAAGAACGUCUGUGUGGCAUAUAUUGACAUGAUUAGUGAAUGGGGUAGCAGCGUGGCUUCACAUGUGGGCCUAGCCACUGCAGCGUUCGCAAUAAUUGCCGGUUUCUUAGGAAUUUACAAUGUUGGCAUAACCAGAUAGCAAAUAUGGCAUGUCCUGUAAAAUAACAUAACUGUCACGUUGAAGUAAAGUUAACUUGUCAAUCUGGGGAAAUGAAGCGCUAUCGGUAUUGGACAGAGUUUGCGAGCUAAUUAGCUUUAACUAGCUCUGUUGUAAAUCUUGUGUUUUGACUGACGUGCCAUGUUUUAAAUGCCCCCUUUAUAAUUGUUAAUUAGUAUAGUAGCUACCGAUGUGUUCUUUACAGUCAAGUUAACUUUGUCAACAGAUUGUAAUUGUCAGGCGAACGUUAGUCAGACCAGGGUAUUGUAAGCUAGCUAGCUAAAUGUAAUAUACAGGGUUUAAUUACGUUUUUGUAUGUGACAGUAAUGCAUCCAUUGACUUGACUAAAUCCGAGUCUACAUCAUUCUCAGCCACCCUUGUAACCAUACAUUUUACAGCCACUGUAAUGAAGAAUGUAUACUUUGCCAUUGGGUUUCACUAACGUGAAUGUCCAUGUUCCAGUAAUCAGGCAUCAUGACUAACACAAGAGGCAAGAGGAGGGGGACGAGAUACAUGUUCAGCCGGGCCUUCCGCAAGCAUGGUGAGUUCAUAUCAGAAAGACUGAAGAUAUACUGAAAUGCCUUAAGUUGCUUUGAGUUAUUUAAAAGAAAGCACUCAAGGUUAGGGGUGUUGCUGGCAUGAAUCCACACUUGAGAAGCCUUCAUUAGCUACUCUUAAGGCCAUCUUAGAAUUGAGUUUUGGUUGGUUGUGAAUAGUAUAUGUACUUUGUUUCUCAGGCCCCAUUCCCCUGUCCACAUACAUGCGUAUCUACAGGAAGGGAGAUAUUGUUGACAUCAAGGUAGGUGUUCCACUUUUUCUAGGUGUUUACUGGUAGUGACUGCACUUUCACUGAAUUGGUUAUAUUUUGCUCUUUCGACUUCCCCCAAAACAGAAUUCUUAAGAUUGUGAAUGUCUCUCCUCCAGGGUACAGGUACCAUCCAGAAAGGAAUGCCUCACAAGUGCUACCAUGGCAAGACUGGCAGAGUCUACAACGUAACCCAACAUGCUGUCGGCAUCAUUGUCAACAAGCAGGUCAAGUAAGUACAAAGCAAUCUGUGGAGGGGUAUGGCAAAUUGUCACUAUCCAUUUCCUUUCCAGCUUGGCCAUGUAAUGCUCGUUCAUAAAUUAAAAGGAUGUAAUUUCAAUAUCUUUAAAGGAAGGUUGAUGUUGCAGAAGUCUGUCGCAUCUCAGAACCCCAUCUUCACUUUGCCACAAGGGCUGUCCUAUGUCCUAAGUGGUCAUUCACGUGGGGGACAGUAUUUGUCCUUCAGCAACUGGCAAGCACCUACUGUACGUUUUUAACUAGGGUUGUUGAAGGAGACACUUAAAAAAAGCCAUUCUGAGUUGAAGUUCAUUGCGUAACAUGAGUAUUUCGAUAUUCAUUGGAAGUGUAAUGUUUUCUGUUAAGUCAGGAGGUCAAUUACGUUGCAUACAUCUCUUAUGUAAGUGACCAGUAGCCUUUUGUAUGUCUCUGAUUUAAUUCAGAGCUGAAAGCCAUGUCCCCUUCUCUCUGUAGGGGUAAGAUCCUGGCCAAGAGGAUCAACGUGCGUAUUGAGCAUGUGAAGCACUCUAAGAGCAGGGACAGCUUCCUGCAGCGUGUCAAGGAGAAUGAGAAGAGGAAGGUGGAGGCCAAGCAGAAGGGCACCUGGGUCGAACUGAAACGCCAGGUAUGGAGAGCACGUUUACCUGGGCCGUUAUCAGUAGUGUUUUAAUGCUAUAUUAAGCGGCCUGUACACCCUCCAGGACCAGGCUUGUUGGUCACUAUUCUACGUAAUUAAACAGUCCAGAUUUAAGAUAUAAAAUGGACACCAACGCUGAUCUAGUGGAAUGUUGCGUCAAUCCAGUUCUGUUGCUUGGUUGAUGCAUUCUGUAAUGUUAAUUCAGCCAUGUCAUUAUUUCUGAUACAUAGUCCUUUGAAUUGUUUGUAUUUUAAGUAGUGGCAUCUCAUCUGUGCAUUUGUCGUUUCCUCUUCAUCUCUCCCUGCAGCCCACUGCUCCCCGUGACGCCCGCUUCGUCAGCACCAAGGGCAACCAACCCCAGCUGCUGGAGCCCAUCCCAUAUGAGUUCAUGGCAUAACUGUGCUGACCAAAAUACAAAAUGUUUAUACACA